This is a messenger RNA of Cooperia oncophora, 633 nucleotides long. NCBI's taxonomy places the organism in Eukaryota, Metazoa, Nematoda, Chromadorea, Rhabditida, Trichostrongylidae. The record is from the annotation of a GenBank genome assembly.
AUGGCAACGCUGCGCUGUUGUCGUGCGUCUAUGGCAUUUGUACUAGAAUAUGCUGCUGUACCAUCGGUACGGCGUGUUUUUGUAUUGCUCUAUUAUAAAGACGGGCCAUGCACGGAUGUGACUGUUGAGGAGGGAAAAUUCAAAAAUUCGUUGUUUGACCCGCUAAGCUACUUACCGAGUGUGGAACGAGCGUGUCGAAGUCAACGUAUUGAGAAGACAUGUGAAGAUUUUAUUAAAGCCUAUUUUAACAACUCUGUUGAUAUCCCAAACCUAGACCUCCUGCGGGAAAAGGGCGAUAAAUUCUCCAUGCACCGCUUGGUGUUUCUAUUCGGAUGUGAUCGAGUAGAAAAGGAAUGUUUUAACGAUGAAGAAGAACUAACGGAACACAGCUUAAACCUCGUCAGAAGUACCUUCGCUCACGUGUACUUUGAAAAGGUCCUAAUGAGAGAAGUACAGUGUUUCGAGGAUUUCAUCUCACUGUUGGAAGGUAUUGGGCAAGCGCAUAUCCCACCAUUACGGAAGGAAAUAGAACGAUUCAUCUGUCGGGAAGUGAUAUCGGCCUUCAAGACGAAGUACAAACCAGGAACCGCAGAAGAACCUGUUGAGGAAAAGAUAGUUUCUUCAUCAUCAUAA